Messenger RNA from Neohortaea acidophila, 706 nucleotides. Its product is annotated as stress responsive A/B barrel domain-containing protein. The transcript is spliced from 3 exons. The coding region runs from base 152 to 601 and encodes 149 amino acids. NCBI's taxonomy places the organism in Eukaryota, Fungi, Ascomycota, Dothideomycetes, Mycosphaerellales, Teratosphaeriaceae. The record is from RefSeq and is a predicted model, not a curated record.
UCCACGAUCACUUGACGGCCAUGGAAGCUACUAAGCAGAUGUAAGCUGAAAGGAAGUGACAGCCUUUGGCGCCGUUGAUUGGAUUCCACGCAUCUUUGCCCAAAUCGAGCCGUGGCAGCAUUCAGCCCCGGGUCGACUCCAUUGUACUUAUAUGAAACCAUUGAGCCCAUGGAACGAUUUUCAGCCUCGCAUAGUACCCUUUGUCGACUAUCAAGAAGACCUGGAUAUCGUUUCCCCUGCACGAACCCCCCAUAAAGACGCUGAAAUGUCGGUAACGCACAUCGUCCUCAUCCAUGCCGCACCCGAUGCCGACCAGGUGAAACUGGCAGAGGUAUUCACCGCCACCGAAGCCCUCAAAGACACAAGCGUAAAGGAUGGCAAGGGAUAUGUGAGAUCCGUCACGGCAGGAGUCCAGAAUAGCAAGUCGGGCAGGGGGGGCGGCAUCACACACGCCAUUGUCAUCGAGUUCGACAGCGCAGCCGAUCGCGACUACUUCGCCACCGACCCGGCGCACGACGAGGUGACGAGGAUGAUGCUGAAGAUCAUGCCGAGUGACAUUGCCACUGUGCAAGUCAUCGACUUUACUCCGGGCGUCUAUUGAACGUCAACUAGGGAAGGGAUGCGAAGAGGGCUCUAGAAGUGAUAUGUCAUUAGCAUCAAAUGUCAUUUUGGGGCAUGUAGUGGAUGUCGUUGCAGUCGUCGGUUU